UUUUCCAGAUAUUUGGAAUUCCCUCUUUCCUCAAUCCCAAUCCCAAUCGCCCAUCGGUUUAAAGCACGUUCCGGCGAACAAGCACAAAAGGGAAACUACCGAUCAAUCAAUUAAACCGGCGAUGGAGAUGAAGGAAGGGUCUGUAAUUCAUCAAGUCCUCGUUAAACUUCUCGAUGGGAAGCACAAAACCCUAAAUUUCAGUACCCCAUCCAUCUCGACCCUAACCCUAAAGCAGAAAAUCCAAGCCCUAACUUCAAUCCCUUGUCACCUUCAGCUCCUGCUCCUUUCCAAUUCAUUCUACCCCCUACAUGACGACCGCCAAACUCUAAAUCUCUUUAACGGGUCUAAUUUUCCAGUGGUGGUGAAUUUGUUGGUGCGCCUGAGGGGAGGUAAAGGAGGAUUCGGGUCAUUGCUGAGAGGAGCGGCGACGAAGGCAGGGCAGAAGAAGACGAAUAAUUUCGACGCGUGCAGGGACAUGAGUGGACGAAGGCUAAGGCAUGUGAAUGCGGAGAAGAGGCUGGAAGAGUGGAGGGCUGAAGCGGAGGAGAGGAAGUUGGAGAAGAUGGCGGAGGAUUUCCUUAAGAAAAAUGCCAAGAAAGCAGCGAAAAAGGGUAAUAAGAGUGGAGAUAGUAACACGGAUAAGUAUGUGCAGAAGUAUAGGGAGGAUUCUGCUAAGUGUAUGGAGGAAGUAGAGAGGUCUGUUAGGGAAUCGCUUAAGGGGUUUGUUUCAUCUAAAAGGAAAGGUGCUGCUGAGCUCAAUGAAUCUGAUCCCAAGAAGCUCAAGAUAUUGUUGGGUAAGAGGAUAAUGGGCGACAGUGAUAGCGAGGAUCUAGAUGAUGAUGACAGUGACAAAGACGAGGAAGAGAAUGACAAAUCCAUUGUCAUCGAUAAUGAGAAUAAUUCAGACUACAAUGGAGAAGCAGAGGGAAGUUUGGAUUCUGUGAUUGGCAGGAAAGUUGAUGGUGUUGCAUCUGAGAGCGGCUCCGAGGAAGAAAAGGAUACUCCUCUGAAGAAUUCUGAAUCUGGUAAAGAUGUCAGUGUAGUUUCAGUUCAGCAUGAAGGUGAAAGUCCGUCCUCACUCACUCCGGACAAUCAAGAAAGACCUGGACAGAAUUGUGUUGCCUCUAUUGUUGGCACUGAUAUUGCAUCUGCAACUGAAAGUAUUCAAACAGAAAAGGAAGUUUCUGGUAGUUCUGAGCCAAUUGUUGUGGAAGCUAGCUCUGGUGAGAAAGAAAAUGAUGUUGCUGAAGCCAGCGAUAGUUUAAGCCCUAAACCAGUUCCUCUGGAAGAUGCAACAUCAAAGGAUUCAGACUUGAAAAAGCCUUUCAAUUUUGAGGAAUUUAGUUCAGCAGCAGAACUGGAGGCCGUCGGUAUGGAGAGGUUAAAAUCAGAACUUCAAGUGCGUGGGUUGAAGUGUGGGGGCACUCUGCAAGAACGUGCAGCCAGGCUUUUCCUACUCAAAACCACACCUACGGAGAUGCUUCCAAAGAAGUUGCUCGCUAAGAAAUAAUUGUGUGCUCGUUUGUUUUGCUUUUGAGGAGCUGGUUGUAACUUGUAAACCCAAAUGUUUAAGGAAAGUGUCAGCUUUUUCUCUGUUAGACGUACCAUGUAGAAUUGUAGAUAUGAGUGUAUUUACUGGGUUCCAGAACAUGUUCCGAGAAUGAUGAAUAGUAGUUCGCAUUUUCAGAGUUAUAAAAGGUUACUAAUGUUGAUUUUGUUUUGA
Messenger RNA from Nicotiana tabacum (common tobacco), 1723 nucleotides. RefSeq lists its product as uncharacterized. Gene Ontology annotation, cellular component: nucleus. The record is from RefSeq and is a predicted model, not a curated record. NCBI's taxonomy places the organism in Eukaryota, Viridiplantae, Streptophyta, Magnoliopsida, Solanales, Solanaceae.